GGCCAGCCGGAGGAAAUGAAACGCAGCAAAGCCUGCCAUGGGCGCCGCCGGCCGCUAGGCGGGGAACGUGGCGCGACGCACGCUUCUCCGCCUCUCUCAGGCGGCGGGGAGUGCGGUGUACGCUUGCGCGGAGGCGCAAAUUACACGUCUCCGCUCAGAGCCGCGCCUGCGCGGCAGAGAGAACUCCCUCUCGCCGAGGGAAGGAGGCGCAAGAACGGCGCAUGCGCGAGGGAAAAAGGAACCAGGGAACUUUGGUUCAAACCGGGAGCGGACACAUCGGAGGGCGCUGCGCGGUGUAUUAUGGCUGUCGGCACGGGUACGUCGUUGGUGCUUUCGUCUCUCCUGUGCCUCCUGCUCUUCACCGGGAUGCAGAUGUACAGCCGCCAGCUGGCAUCCAGCGAGUGGUUGACCAUCCAAGGGGGCCUGCUGGGCUCUGCCCUCUUCAUCUUCUCCCUUACCGCCUUCAACAACCUUGAAAAUUUGAUUUUCGGCAAAGGAUUCCAAGCUAAGAUCUUCCCUGAAAUUAUUACCUGCCUGCUGCUGGCACUAUUUGCUUCAGGGCUGAUUCAUCGGGUCUGCGUCACCACCUGUUUCAUCUUCUCGAUGAUCGCCCUGUACUACAUCAACAAGAUCUCCUCCACGCUGUACCAAUCGACCACACCGGUGCCUGUGGUUGCCAAGACUGUCAGUAAAGGCAGGAAGAGGAAUUGAAGCGGAGGACCAUCCUCAGCGCAGUCGGAACGGCCAAUAAAACAUUUCCUUUUUUAAAAACAAACAAGA
Messenger RNA from Podarcis raffonei (Aeolian wall lizard), 780 nucleotides. It is a transcript of the gene KRTCAP2, whose product is annotated as keratinocyte associated protein 2. The transcript has 5 exons. The coding region runs from base 16 to 711 and encodes 231 amino acids. The record is from RefSeq and is a predicted model, not a curated record. NCBI's taxonomy places the organism in Eukaryota, Metazoa, Chordata, Lepidosauria, Squamata, Lacertidae.